GAGCUUCAACCGAUUGAGCAUCCUCAGCCAGCCCGUCACCAAUUCAACCCAAUUCACACUCUCAAGGGAAACACUCGACGCCGCAAUGUCCCCCUUCAACCUCGAGGCCUGCGCCCGCCCCAAUAUCCUCGCCCUCCAGCCGUACCGCUGCGCGAGAGAGCAAGACGACGGCACCAACAUUCUCCUUGACGCCAACGAGAACGCCUUUGGGCCAUCGCUAGGCCCCGAUGUUGCCACGACUGCCGGCAGCGGCCUCGACGUCGACUUCCUCGGCCUGCACCGCUAUCCCGACCCCCACCAGGCCGAUUUGAAGCAGCAGCUUUGCGCCCUGCGCAACACCCACGCCCACACUCCCAAGACGCUCACGCCCAACAACCUCUUCGUGGGAGUCGGCAGCGACGAGGCAAUCGACGCCCUGCUGCGCUGCUUCUGCGUGCCCGGCCGCGACCGCAUCCUCACCUGCCCGCCCACCUACGGCAUGUACGCCGUGUCUGCCCAGGUCAACGACGUCGCCAUCGUCAAGGUCCCCCUGCUGCCGGCCCCGACGUUCGCGCUCGAUGUCCCGAAGAUCCUCGACGCGCUCACCAACGAGGCGAACAUCAAGCUUGUGUACGUUUGCUCUCCUGGCAACCCCACCGGCUCGGUCCUCGCAAAGGCGGAUGUCGAGCAAAUCCUCAACCACCCCACCUGGAACGGCGUCGUGGUCCUCGAUGAGGCCUACAUCGACUUUGCUCCGGAAGAUGCGUCCCUUGCCGAGUGGGUGACGGAGUUCCCCAACCUUGUUGUCAUGCAGACCCUGUCGAAGGCUUUUGGCUUGGCUGGCAUCCGUCUCGGUGCCGCCUUCUCCUCCCCCCCGAUUGCCAGCCUCCUCAACAGUCUCAAAGCCCCCUACAACAUCUCCAGUCCUACUAGUGCCCUCGCAUCCUACGCCGUCUCCGAGAAAGGCCUGGCAAUCAUGCAUGACAACCGUGCCAAGAUUCUUGCCCAGCGUGACCGCAUCCUGGCAGAGCUACCGAAGAUACCCGGUGUUGGCCGUCUGCGCGGUGGCACCGAGAGUAACUUCCUGCUCUUCGAGAUGCUCGACGCGGUGGGCAACCCGGACAACACAACUGCGUUGGCCGUCUACGAGAAACUGGCAGAGUCCAAGGGUGUUGUCGUUCGUUUCCGAGGCAAGGAGCACGGCUGUCUAGGAUGCCUGCGUAUCACCAUUGGUACUGAGAGUGAAGUCACCAGAUUCCUAGAAUCACUACGGACGUCACUCAAUGAGGUGAGAGGCUUGUAGAACACCACAACAGACAAAAGCACUGUAGAAGGGCAGAGACGGAAAACGAGGUAAAACGGCGUUCUAGCAUAGAUUUAGUUCCUCUAGACAUAAUCUCGUAAAUUAUAGAAACAAUGGUCAAGGCAUG
Molecule: messenger RNA, 1409 nt
Organism: Ilyonectria robusta
Lineage: Eukaryota; Fungi; Ascomycota; Sordariomycetes; Hypocreales; Nectriaceae
Product: pyridoxal phosphate-dependent transferase
Exons: 2
Coding region: 86-1282 (398 amino acids)
Biological process (GO): L-histidine biosynthetic process
Molecular function (GO): pyridoxal phosphate binding; L-histidinol-phosphate:2-oxoglutarate transaminase activity
Source: RefSeq, a predicted model, not a curated record